AAUAGAAACCGCAAGUAUACGGAGAAAAAAGGACCAGCAGCAGCAGCAGCAGCGUCUAUUUUCUUCUACAUUCCCUUCUGCGCACAUCAUUGCCCAUUGACCAAAGAAGAACCAAUCCAAUUCGCUAUGGAUGCCACUCAAGCUACCGAACUUCGGAGUUCGGAGGUUCAUCGAUGAGUGCAAGUCGAACCCCGCUUAGGUGCUCAGCUCCCCCCCUGAAGUUAAGUCCGAGAAAGGAGGAGAGGCUGAAAUGUCUAGUUCUGAUGAGAAGCCCAGUUGAAGUGACAGAAGAGAAUCAGGAUGCUGCUCAGGCAGAGAAAGCAAAAGCUGUAGAGUCUCUCUCCGAAGGUGUGCUCAGUGAAGCAAUAGAUCAUUUGACAGAUGCCGCUCUGUUGAAUCCAACUUCAGCAAUACUAUAUGCAACUAGAGGUAGUGUCUACCUUAAAAUGAAGAAACCAAAUGCUGCAAUACGAGAUACAAGUGCUGCUUUGGAGAGCUUCUCGCUUGAUGGUGUUGUACUUCACAGCCACAUGUUGUGGCCCCUUGCUGAGUCAUCUCUCCUCAUUUUACGAGCCUGGCCGAGAAGUAGCCACCCGAAAGUUGCUUUCCUGAAAGCCGACAUUGACGAGGCUAGGGACGUUGCAGCGAGGUGGAAUGUAAGCAGCGUGCCUACUUUCUUCUUCAUCAAGAAAGGCAAGGAAAUCGACCAAGUCGUCGGUGCUGAUAAAAAUGGACUCGAAAGGAUGCUUCAACAAUCAACAGCAUGCUGCUGCUUAAGUUAA
This is a messenger RNA of Linum tenue, 782 nucleotides long. NCBI's taxonomy places the organism in Eukaryota, Viridiplantae, Streptophyta, Magnoliopsida, Malpighiales, Linaceae. The record is from the annotation of a GenBank genome assembly.